Thalassophryne amazonica is the source of this 2097-nucleotide messenger RNA. RefSeq names its product hepatocyte nuclear factor 4, alpha (gene hnf4a). Bases 74 to 1438 code for a protein of 454 amino acids. Gene Ontology annotation, molecular function: nuclear receptor activity; RNA polymerase II cis-regulatory region sequence-specific DNA binding; zinc ion binding. The record is from RefSeq and is a predicted model, not a curated record. The transcript is spliced from 10 exons. Gene Ontology annotation, biological process: anatomical structure development; cell differentiation; positive regulation of transcription by RNA polymerase II. Lineage: Eukaryota; Metazoa; Chordata; Actinopteri; Batrachoidiformes; Batrachoididae.
GGGGGACAUUAGUUUCUUGGAUGAGUCUCUCUGUCCCACUGUCAGGUAGUUGAGAAUUUGUCCACUUGCAAACAUGGAGAUGCCAGACUACACCGAGGUUCUGGACCCGGCCUACACCACGCUGGAGAUUGAUAACAUGCAAGUGCUCGCCAUGGGCACGGACUCUUCGCCGGCUGACGGUACAAACAUGAAUGCCAGCAGCCACCUCGGGGCGGGCAGCCUGUGUGCCAUAUGUGGAGACAGAGCCACUGGAAAGCACUACGGCGCUUCCAGCUGUGACGGCUGCAAGGGCUUCUUCAGGCGCAGCGUCCGCAAAAACCACAUGUACUCAUGCAGAUUCAACAGACAAUGUAUUGUGGACAAAGACAAGCGGAAUCAGUGCAGAUACUGUCGACUGAAGAAAUGCUUUAGAGCUGGUAUGAAAAAAGAAGCCGUACAGAAUGAAAGAGACCGAAUCAGCACCAGAAGGUCCAGCUAUGAAGACAGCAGUUUACCCUCCAUCAAUGCACUCAUCCAGGCAGACGUUCUGUCCAGACAGAUCACCUCCCCUGCUACUAUACUGAACGGCGACAUACGAGCCAAAAAGAUUGCCACCAUCACGGAUGUCUGCGAGUCCAUGAAGCAGCAGCUGUUGGUCUUGGUGGAGUGGGCCAAGUACAUCCCAGCAUUCUGUGACCUGCCCCUGGACGACCAGGUGGCGUUGCUACGGGCUCAUGCAGGAGAGCAUCUCCUACUUGGUGUUGCCAAGAGGUCCAUGCUAUACAAGGACAUCCUCUUAUUAGGUAAUGACCACAUCAUUCCUAGAAACUGUACAGAGUUGGAGGUGAGCAGGGUAGCGAUACGGAUCCUGGAUGAGCUGGUGCUUCCCUUCCAAGAUCUACAGAUAGAUGACAAUGAAUAUGCAUGUUUAAAAGCCAUCGUUUUCUUUGACCCAGAUGCUAAAGGUCUGAGUGACCCUGGAAAGAUCAAGCGUAUGCGAUACCAGGUCCAGGUCAGCAUGGAAGACUACAUCAAUGACAGGCAGUACGACUCUCGAGGCCGCUUUGGCGAGCUGCUCCUGCUGCUGCCAACACUACAGAGCAUCACCUGGCAAAUGAUUGAGCAGAUCCAGUUUGUCAAAUUGUUUGGCAUGGCCAAAAUUGACAACCUGCUACAAGAAAUGCUUCUUGGGGGUUCUGCUAAUGAAGCUCCACAUGCAACUCACUCCCUGCACCCUCACCUGGUUCAGGAGCACCUCAGUGGCAACAUAAUAGUGGCGACCAACAUGCCGAUGCCAAUCCAUAACAGUCAAAUCUCCACUCCUGAAACCCCAAUACCAUCUCCGCCUACCGCCUCCAGCGCUGAACAUUAUAAAAUGGCUCCGGGGGUCAUAGCCACCGUGCCAAAGCAGCCAACCUCCAUCCCUCAACCCACCAUUACAAAGCAAGAGUCCAUCUAACAGCCACCUGAAACCUGCUUCACUUUCGGAUUGCCUUAAACCACAGAUUUCAUAUGCAAGUUUCUGCACAGACAGCUCCGAAGCUGUUGACUUGAAUAAAGCAAAGUAGCGAAACAUAUCGAGAAAGUUGUUCCUGGCAGAAACUUCAGGGAAUGUUCAUACAUGCAUGUAAAACCUCAGUACAAACUGUUUCAAAACUAAAAAAAAAAACAACUGAAACUGUUGUUCUGAAAGACUGACAAUAUCAAAGAACAUUUUUGUAAAUAACCUUUUUAUUGUGCAACAUGGCUUCUCGUGUGUGCAGUACGGCUCUAUGUUAGACAUGACUGGCAUGUUAUGAAUGUUACAGCAGGCCUUACAUUGGCAUGUGUGUUGCACAGUGUUUUAUUUUAUGCUCUUCAGUGAUGAAAAUGAUAUCACUUUAAGGCAGGCGUGACCUCAGUGACAGCUAUAGCUCGGAUGCAAAUGUCAUUUUGUCAAAUGAGACAAAUGCAAAUUUCUGAGGAGCCAUGAGAGUAUCUUUUGCCAUAACAAUACAAUAUCUUUAAUAUGCUGUAUUUUGUUUCCACUUGACAUGUAAAAUUUAUCAAAUUUAUACUCUGUAAGCUGCCAUGCAGACUCACUGAAGAAUUUCCCCAAUAACAUAUUUUAUUGGUUUU